Entrophospora sp. SA101 is the source of this 219-nucleotide messenger RNA. The record is from the annotation of a GenBank genome assembly. Lineage: Eukaryota; Fungi; Glomeromycota; Glomeromycetes; Entrophosporales; Entrophosporaceae.
AUGGUACUAUUUGUUACACGCUCAAAUUGGCGACAAACAUCAACAAGCUUACGUUCAUUAAUUGAACCGCGAACUGGGAAACUUCAUGCAGAAGAUAAUAAAAUAGAACAAACUAAAGCUUCAAUUACAAAUCAGAAAUCAAGAAAAAAUUUUACAGAUUCUGAUGUUGAAGAAUCUAGUGACGGAUUUAAUAACGAUGAAAUAAUUCCAUUCAAUUAA